Molecule: messenger RNA, 4122 nt
Organism: Pantherophis guttatus
Lineage: Eukaryota; Metazoa; Chordata; Lepidosauria; Squamata; Colubridae
Source: RefSeq, a predicted model, not a curated record
UUAAUUUAAUUUAAUUAAUUCAAUUUAUAUGCCACCCCCUCCGAAGACUCAAAUUGAGAUUUUCAGGCUAGACCUGUCUUGGGUUGGCUGGAUUUGCUAAGUGGUUUGGAAGCUUGUCUUCAGGGCUGAAGACAGAGGAGAUAUUCUUUAAAUAAAAGAAGAUUUAUGUAGAAAACAACAGAAGAGAAACAGCUGCUUAAGGAACAAAAUCCCUACAGCAAGAACCGGUCAAACAUUAGAGAUGGAACAACUGAAUCCAUGCAGCGUUCUGGUGACUGGCUCCAAUCGUGGACUUGGCUUGGAGCUGAUCCGACAUCUGAUGGGCAAGAGCAACCCUCCAAAAUGGAUCUUUGCCACUUGCCGGGACCCGGCUGGAUCCGGUUCUCAGGACCUGAAGAAUUUGGCUGCUAAAAACCCGCAAAUUGUCAUCAUCACACUGGACACAACUGAUCCAUCCAGCGUCAAGGCUGCCGCAGCCAAUGUUACAAAAUGCCUAAAAGGGGCUGGAUUAAACCUCCUGAUUAAUAAUGCAGGGAUUAUAAAUAUGAGCAGUUUGGAGGAUGAAACACCAGAGAGCAUGGCUGAGACCUACAGAACCAAUGUGAUUGGGGCCAUGAUGGUCGUCCAGGCGUUCCUUCCUUUGCUGAGGAAAGCAGCUCAAGAAACCCCUCUGGAAGGCAUGAGCUGCAGCAAAGCGGGCAUCAUCAACAUUUCUAGCCAAGCAGGUUCCAUCACAAGCAUCUUUGAAUGGCAGUGGAGCCACGUCAUUGCUUAUCGCUGUAGUAAGUCUGCUCUGAAUAUGCUCUCUAAAUGCCAGUCCUUGUACGUUGCCAAAGAUGGGAUCUUGUGCGUUGCGUUGCAUCCUGGAUGGAUACAGACCGACAUGGCAAAAUCAAUGGGAUCACCUCCACUGACAACGGAGCAGAGUUUGCAGGCUAUUCUGAACACCCUUGGCCGUCUCUCUGAGAAAAAUACGGGCACAUUUGUUAACUGGGAAGGGAAUCUUAUUCCCUGGUGAAACAACCAAGAUUCUGCUAUUCCCCGUUGCAGGACGAUGUUCUCAUUGAAGGCAAUGCAAGUUUCUAUCGUCUGUCGGUGCUCACUCUAUCCUGCUCGGUUGCAUGUUCUCCAACUCUCCCUUACUUCAGUUUCUCUGUCUGGUACCCAUAAAACCUUGCUCAGCCAGGCUCUUUCACAUUACAGCUCCCAGUCAUCCAUCUGAAUAGUUCUAGGGUCAUUGGCAGCCAUCUGUAAAGCAGUGAUUUCUUACUGGAGAAUUUUCUUUCCAGAUCUCUGGUAUCUCUCUAAACCAGGGGUGUCAAACUCGAUUUCAUUGAGGGCCGCAUCAGGAUUGUGACCUUGGGGGGUGGGGGAUAAGGAGGACAUGGCCAGGGGGCAUGGCCAGCUUGACAUCAUUUGUGUCGAGGCCGCCUGUGGUGGCCCAAGCGCUCUGCCAGCUCCGUUUUCAGUUGUGCUCCAUUUUUGAGCUCCGUUUUCGGUUAUGAUAGCCUCCUGCAACCCUCUGCCAGCGAAAAUGAAGCUUGGGUGGGCUGCCCGCAGCCCUUGCAAGCUCCAUUUUCGCCUGUGAUGGCCUCCUGCAAUCCUCUGCCAGCAAAAACGGAGCUCCAUUUUCGCUGGCAGAGGCACUGCAGGCCAGUCCUUUGCUGUUUCCAGGGUGGCCCCAUGGACCAGAUCUAAGCACCCCGCGAGCUGGAUCUGGCCCUGGAGCAUUGAGUUUGACACCCCUGCUCUAAACCAUACAGUUAUGCCUACAAGAAUCAAAUCCUGUUCUCCAACUCCAUCUCUGGGGAAAUGGCUCUUCACUUGGACUGUGAAUUCUCUUGCAAAAAUGCCAUCUGGAACUUCCAAUACGUUGUUCUAUUUUUAAAAAAUAUUAUAAAUGAAAUAAUCGUGAAAUAAAUGAAAAUUGAGGACAAAUGGCUUAGGACUGGGGUAUAUACGAGACCGCCUGCUGCCAGCAACAGCCUCCCACCGGCCAAUACGCUCCCACAGAGAGGGGCUCCUCAGGGUAACGUUGGCCAGACAAUGCUGACUGGCGACACCCAGGGGGAGAGCCUUCUCUGUGGGGGCACCAGGCCUCUGGAAUGAGCUGCCUCUUGAGAUUCGUCUCACCCCCGACCUGCGUACCUUUUGCCACGCCUUGAAGACCCUCUUGUUCCAACAAGCUGGCCUGGCCUAAUAUGAAUUUUAGAAUGGGUGUAUGUGUGUUUUAACCUAUGGGCCAAAUUUUUAUAUAUUCAAUUUUAAAUUGUUUUAAAUUUUGUAUAUUUAUAUGUGUUUUAAUAUGGCUGUACACCGCCCUGAGUCCUUCGGGAGAAGGGCGGUAUAGAAAUCUAAUAAAUCAAAUCAAAUCAAAUCUCUCUUUUGUUAAUGAUACUAUAAAUUGUCAAGUCACUAGGACACGUGAUGGCCUCAAAAUUUGAGAUUCUCGGCAAGAGAUUUGUUGGGUCCCCAUGAAAGAUUGAGAUUUGUAAGCUACGAGCAACUUAUGAAUUCUGAUGAAUCCGAUUCUUUUCUAAAUGGCUUCUUGACAGGCAUAAGAAAAAUGCUGUUGAUAUCCAAUUGGUGCCGCGGCGAUCCAGUCAGGGAAAUGGCGGGGCUCUCACGAGCCCCGCGAAAACCCCGACUAUCGAGCUGCCACCAACAGGUCUGCGGACCUAUAUGAGUUUUUAAAUGUUUUGAAUGCUUAAAUGAAUUUUUGAAUUUUAAAAUAAAUAUGAAGAGAGAUGACUUUAAAGGAAAUUUACAAUCCAGGAGAAAAUAUGUGAGAAGAUAUCUGUUAAAAUAAUGUUGAGUUAAAAAUUGUGGGAGAAUGCGUUGAAAAAGCAACUUAUGUAAUAUGCUGUGAAUUAGUUAAAAUAAAACAGCUAAAAUAAUAGAAGUAGGCGUGGAGGAAAGCAUGCUGGUAUACCAGCUAAACAAGAGGUGGAGAUUUGGAGGAGAAUAUGCUGGAAAUCAGCCAAAAUAAAAUAUGCUGGAAAUCAACCAAAUAACAGUGGGAGAUUUGGAGGAGAAUAUGCUGGAAAUCAGCGAAAAUAAAACAUGCUGGAAAUCAGCCAAACAAAAGUUGGAGGUAUGGAGGAGAAUAUGCUGUAAACCAGCCAAAAUAAAAUAUGCUGGAAAUCAGCCAAACAAAUAGGAGGAGAUAUGGAGGAGGAUAUGGAUUUUGAGAUAAAUCUGUGUAAUAUGAAAUAUGUAAAAUUAAAGGUAAAUUGAUAAAGUUUAAGAUUUAAAGAUUUGAUGAAGGGGUCUAGAGAUUAAGAAAUAUGGAUAGAACUUUGAUCUAUAAAUUGAAAUAAAAAAUAGAGCUGUAGUCAAUUUGAAACUAAGAUGUGUGGUGAUAAAAUUGUAAGGUAAAUAAUCAACCAAGAGGUUAGAAUAUUUUUAAAAAUCUUAUGUUUUGAUAUUGAUGUUAAAAGGUGUAAUGAAGGGAGCUUGGGAAAGAACCAGAUAUAAUUGAAUUUAUAAAUGGAUAUAUAAAAUGAAUUAAGCUUCUAUUUGGAAAUUAAAUUGGUGGUGAUAUAAUAGAAUGGUUCUGAUCAACAUACUAGAAUCUAUAUAUUUUUUUUAAAAAAAAAUUCUUAUUAUGUUCUGAUCUUUAACUUUAAAAGAUGUAAUGGAAAAUUGUAAAUGAAACUUUUUAAUAUUUAAAUGAUUGUACCUAUCUAUGACCAGAUUGAGACUUUGCUCUUGAAACAUAUAUAUUAUAUGUUUUAUGUUGGAAAAAAAAUAAAAAAAUACUUUUCAAAAAAAAAAAAGAAAGAAAAAUGCUGUUUUGGGGUGACUUGACCCGUUACCACCUGAUGGUAAUGUUUGAGAACAUUGAUUGUGGUGUCUAUCAUAGCCAUCUUCUCUAAUAGGACUGAACACAUGAUCUUGUGGUGAUUCUGGCAAUUUCUUGGGGGCUUUUCCCAGGGGUAGAAGACAUUGAGCUAGAAACCAGGUGAGAGAGAAUUCUAGCCCUGCCUUGGGCAAGCAAACCGGCUGGGUGACUUUGGAUCGGUCACUCUCUUUCAGCUCAACUCAACUCAAAGAUUGUUAUUGGGCAAAUAGCAGGAGGAAGAAGUAAUAGAUAAGUUGAUCACGUCUAUUAAAAUAAUA